Molecule: messenger RNA, 1637 nt
Organism: Motacilla alba alba
Lineage: Eukaryota; Metazoa; Chordata; Aves; Passeriformes; Motacillidae
Gene: ABHD10
Product: abhydrolase domain containing 10, depalmitoylase
Exons: 5
Coding region: 54-914 (286 amino acids)
Biological process (GO): protein depalmitoylation
Cellular component (GO): mitochondrion
Molecular function (GO): palmitoyl-(protein) hydrolase activity; hydrolase activity, hydrolyzing O-glycosyl compounds
Source: RefSeq, a predicted model, not a curated record
CCGGCCGUCGUUUCCCCCCAUCCCCGGGGGAGGCGCGUGCGCGGGCGGCGGCCAUGGCGGGAGCGCUGGUGCGGGCCGGCCGUGCCUCGGACCUGCGGGGAUCGCUGUCACCGCUGAGGGCGGCCUGGGCGCUCCUGGUUUGCAGGCUGAAGUCAUCGGUCAGCUUUCUCACUCGACCAGAUCGACCAAAUAUUGCUUAUCAGAAACUAAAAGGCAGAAAUCCAGGGGUUAUUUUCCUUCCAGGCUUCAAUUCAAAUAUGAAUGGUCAGAAAGCAACUGCCCUUGAAGAUUUCUGCAAAUCAUUAGGUCAUGCCUUCAUCAGAUUUGACUAUACGGGAUGUGGAAGUUCAGAUGGUAAAUUUGAAGAGUGUACAAUUGGGAAGUGGAGAAAAGAUGUUCUGUCUAUACUGGAUGAACUAACAGAUGGACCACAGAUUCUGGUGGGCUCUAGCAUGGGUGGAUGGCUGAUGCUUCAUGCUGCAAUAGCACGUCCAGAUAAAGUAGCUGCUCUGGUUGGAGUAGCUGUAGCAGCAGAUCAUAUUGUAACAACUUUUAAGAGGCUUCCUAUUGAGGCACAAAAAGAAAUAGAAGAAAAGGGUGAAUGGAAGUAUCAAACAAAACAAAAUGAGGAAGGAUAUUACUCCUUGACCUAUGACUUCAUCAGAGAAGCAGAAAAUCACUGCGUGCUGAAUAGUCCUAUUCCUGUGACAUGUCCCGUACGCCUUAUCCACGGCAUGAAGGAUGGGGAUGUCCCUUGGGAGAUCUCUAUGCAAGUUGCUGACCGUGUUUUGAGCAAGGACGUGGAUGUUAUCCUCCGCAAAAUUGGCCAGCAUCGGAUGAGUGACAAGGAGGAUACCAAGCUCAUUGUGAAUACUGUUGAUGAUCUAAUUGACAAGCUGUCAACAGUAGCAUAAGCUGAAGAGUAGCAUUAGUGCAUGAACUCUACACCUGACUCUUUUCCUUGAGUAACAGAAGCCUUGUUCUUUCCCAGAUGGUGGCAGGCCUGUGACUGUCACAGUAGGAACUGAGCUUUAUCUGCUGUUUCCUUACCUCUGUUUUGUAAAUACAGGAAUUGUAUUAUUGCUGCAUUUGCACACAGUCCAGAGUGUGAAGAAGUGCUGCUAUUGUGUUCAGAACCUCUCCUUCACCACUUUACCCAUUUUUUUUUCACAAAUUUCCUACAAUUUUGUUCUGACAUGUUGAUUACUUUUUGUUGCUAUUGGCCUGUACAGUAAACCUUUAUUUUCACAUCUUUGACACCUGUUACUGUCCUUCCGCUGUGAUAUCAUUGUAUCUUAUGUCUGAAAUCAUCUGUGCAAGGCAAACUACAACUUGAGUGUUUACCGAAGUUAGUUAUUAGAAUAGUGAGUAGUGAGUACCAUGAAACACAAUAAACAGAUUUCAGAUAAAUGGUUAUUUUGUUCUGAAGUGCUGUUAAAAUGUGGAAAGCACACCCUGAUGGUGUGCUUGGGGUACUACAUAGGGAAGAAUUUGACUUCUAAGAAAGCAGAGCCUCACAGCCUUAAGAGCUCUUUAUCUGUGCUUUGAGGAGGGUGUGUGUGAUCUUCUCCAGGCUGCCAUUGUCGUUCAUUUGUGGGCCUACUGUUAAGGAAACAAUAAAUAAUUUUGGUGUAAAC